AUGCGGCUAUCCCCAACACAACUCAAACCUCGACCAACUCUUCGAACAAUUUCGAAGGAGCUAACAUUCGCUUCCAAUCUCGAUGAUUCAAUCGUCGUCGUUGACAAAGCUAGUGAAUAUGUUUCUAUAGGAGAGCCCGACGUUUCGUUUUUUGGUUGCGACGGCGAAGAUGAUAAAACUAGUGCUGAUUAUUACUUCGAUUCUUACUCUCACUUCGGUAUUCAUGAAGAAAUGCUUAAAGAUGUAGUACGAACCAAGGCAUAUCAAAAUGUUAAUUAUCGGAAUAAGUUUCUAUUCCAGAACAAAGUAGUUCUUGACGUGGGAGCUGGGACUGGAAUUUUGUCCCUGUUUUGUGCAAAAGUAGGGGCGGCACAUGUUUAUGCUGUUGAAUGCUCCCAUAUGGCUGACAUGGCUAAACAAAUUGUUGAAACAAAUGGCUUGCCUGAUGGUGAAGUUAAUGAUGGAGUUGUGCUACCAGAUGAAGCUUCUCUUUACUUGACAGCAAUUGAGGAUGCCGAGUACAAAGACGACAAGAUCGAAUAUGAGUAUAAUAGACUGCUAAAUUGA
Gossypium raimondii (Peruvian cotton) is the source of this 567-nucleotide messenger RNA. RefSeq names its product probable protein arginine N-methyltransferase 1. The transcript is spliced from 6 exons. Gene Ontology annotation, molecular function: protein-arginine N-methyltransferase activity. The record is from RefSeq and is a predicted model, not a curated record. Gene Ontology annotation, biological process: peptidyl-arginine methylation. The coding region runs from base 1 to 567 and encodes 188 amino acids. Gene Ontology annotation, cellular component: nucleus. Lineage: Eukaryota; Viridiplantae; Streptophyta; Magnoliopsida; Malvales; Malvaceae.